UUUUCGCGUGGCGCCGUUAGGAUUUGUGUUCCUUAUAACGUGUGUGUAAUCAGUAAAAAGAAAAAAGGAAGCACAACUACUGAAAAACCAAAGAGGCGAGUCACUAUAGUCUCCCCCUUCCCACGUGCACCUCCCGCCACUUCCCCGCUCCGUGGCUGCAGGAACCCGAGGGAUAUUGGUAUCAACUUGACAGAUCCUGUAUUCAGAGGAAUUUAUAGGGGGGUUCAAAAGCAUCAAGAUGACUUACAGGAUGUAAUACAGAGAGCUGUCCAAAUUGGUGUUAAAAAGUUUAUGAUUACAGGUGGAAAUCUACAAGACAGUAAAGAUGCACUCCAUUUGGCACAAACAAAUGAUAUGUUUUUCAGUACAGUUGGAUGUCAUCCUACAAGAUGUGAUGAAUUUGAAAAGAAUAACCCCGAUAUUUACUUAAUGGAGUUGCUAAAUCUUGCUGAAAACAACAAGGGGAAAGUUGUAGCAAUAGGGGAAUGUGGACUCGAUUUUGACCGACUACAGUUUUGUCCCAAAGAUACUCAGCUCAAAUAUUUUGAAAAACAGUUUGAACUGUCAGAUCAGACAAAAUUACCCAUGUUUCUUCACUGCCGAAACUCACAUGCUGAAUUUUUGGACAUAAUGAAAAGAAAUAGAGAUCGGUGUGUAGGGGGAGUAGUACAUUCAUUUGAUGGUACCAAGGAAAUAGCAGCUGCUUUGGUUGACUUGGAUCUCUAUAUAGGAUUUAAUGGUUGCUCACUGAAAACUGAGGCUAAUUUGGAAGUUUUGAAGUCAAUACCUAGUGAAAAAUUAAUGAUUGAGACUGAUGCACCUUGGUGUGGAGUCAAAAGUACACAUGCUGGUUCAAAAUAUGUAAAAACGUCAUUUCCUACCAAAAAGAAAUGGGAAAAUGGGCACUGUUUGAAAGACAGAAAUGAACCUUGCCAUAUAAUUCAAAUAUUGGAGAUAAUGGCAGCAGUGAGAGAUGAGGAUCCACUGGAAUUAGCCAAUGAGCUAUACAAUAAUACCAUUAAAGUAUUUUUUCCUGACAUGUAAUUGGUAUGUAUUUUCCAUCAUGUAUGUGAAAUUUCAUGGUAAAACUUAGUUUCAAUAAAGGAAUUCUCUGGAAUUU
Myotis brandtii (Brandt's bat) is the source of this 1120-nucleotide messenger RNA. RefSeq names its product TatD DNase domain containing 1 (gene TATDN1). Lineage: Eukaryota; Metazoa; Chordata; Mammalia; Chiroptera; Vespertilionidae. Gene Ontology annotation, molecular function: 3'-5'-DNA exonuclease activity. The transcript has 12 exons. The record is from RefSeq and is a predicted model, not a curated record. Gene Ontology annotation, cellular component: cytosol. Bases 292 to 1044 code for a protein of 250 amino acids.